Sphaerodactylus townsendi is the source of this 2662-nucleotide messenger RNA. RefSeq names its product solute carrier family 36 member 4 (gene SLC36A4). Gene Ontology annotation, cellular component: vacuolar membrane. Gene Ontology annotation, molecular function: L-alanine transmembrane transporter activity; L-proline transmembrane transporter activity. Lineage: Eukaryota; Metazoa; Chordata; Lepidosauria; Squamata; Sphaerodactylidae. The transcript is spliced from 11 exons. Gene Ontology annotation, biological process: L-alanine transport; amino acid transmembrane transport. The record is from RefSeq and is a predicted model, not a curated record. Bases 33 to 1517 code for a protein of 494 amino acids.
AAGGGCAGGCGGAGGGAACCAUAGAGCGAGAGAUGGAGACUGAAGGAGGAGAAGAAUUAGACCUGGAAGUAAUGAAGCCUUUAAUGGAAGACCAGUAUUCAGAAAGCGACAAAGAGGAAGAAAAUGAGUUGCUGCCAGCGGAAAAGAAAUAUCAGGCUGAGGAUGAAGAGAGCAUCACGUUUACACAAACACUGACUCACCUCCUCAAAGGGAAUAUUGGAACUGGACUUCUUGGACUACCACUAGCAAUAAAAAAUGCAGGUCUUUUACUUGGACCAGUCAGCCUUGUGUUAAUCGGAAUCAUUUCUGUUCACUGCAUGCACAUUCUGGUUCGAUGCAGCCACGAUCUUUCUCAAAGAUUGAAAAGGACUCCCCUAGGGUACAGUGAUACAGUGAGCUACGCAAUGGAAGCCGGUCCCUUUGACUCAUUCCAGAAGAGGUCCACGUGGGGCAGGUGCAUCGUUGACUUCUUCCUUGUGAUUACACAGCUCGGCUUCUGCAGUGUUUACAUUGUAUUCUUAGCAGAAAAUAUGAAACAUGUUUGUGAAGGGUUCUUUGAACAUAAAUCAACGGCUGCUAAUGCCACCGGCCCCAGCGGGCCAGCGAACAUACAUACCAUUGAUCUGCGGCUGUACAUGCUGUGCUUCCUUCCAUUUAUGAUCUUCCUGGUGUUCAUCCGUGAUCUUCGGACUUUGUCUGUGCUCUCGUGCUUUGCAAAUAUAUCCAUGGCUGUCAGCCUUGUCGUUAUUUAUCAAUAUAUUAUUCACGGUUUGAAAACGAUGUCUGUGAAGAAGCUGCCUCUAUUCGCUGAUUUAAAGAAGUAUCCCCUUUUCUUUGGCACGGCUGUAUUUGCUUUCGAAGGAAUCGGAGUGGUCCUUCCCCUUCAGAACAGAAUGAAGGAUUCCAGUCGCUUUCCAAUGGCUCUUAACAUCGGCAUGGGGAUUGUGAUGACCCUGUACAUCUCUCUAUCCACCCUGGGCUAUUUGCGCUUUGGGAAUGAAAUCCAAGGUAGCAUAACUCUGAACCUGCCACAAAAUAAAUGGCUGUACCAACUGGUCAAGAUUCUCUAUUCCUUUGGGAUUUUUGUGACCUACGCAAUUCAGUUCUUUGUUCCGGCUGACAUCAUUGUUCCGAUUGUCACCUCUAGAGUACAGCAGAAGCAGAAACUGAUGUAUGAGAUGGUGGUGAGAAUUCUCCUGGUCUGCUCGACAUGUGCCGUCGCCAUUUUGAUCCCUCGCCUGGACCUGGUGAUCUCGUUCGUCGGAGCCGUGAGCAGCAGCACGCUUGCCUUGAUCUUGCCACCAGUGGUCGAGACCCUCACUUUCUACAAGGACAAGGACGACCUGGGGAUGGUACUCAAAGACGUCUUCAUCGCUUCCAUCGGAGUGAUCGGCUUUAUCACCGGCACUUACGUGACUGUCGAAGAAAUCCUUUGUCCACCUUCCUCGCCUUCUGUCAAUUCCACGAUGGCUCCGGGCUGCUUGAACGUUUCACACUUGGCCGCAGGUUUAGAUUAAGAUGGGCAGACGAGAAUCCUGCCGAGUUCACGACUGUGGAUUCCCGUGGGGACCAAAGAUAAUGUCGGAUUCCGCAAUGCGAAGCUGGGGCUCGGGAUGAAUUUCUGAAAAAUUAAAAUGCCGUCUGCCCUAGCGCGCACAUCUCGCAGACCAAAGUCUCCAUCAAUUCCUGCCUUUCAAUUCAAGCUUUUUGUCAAGCAGAGAAAUUGGUAUAUGUUGAAAAAUAAUAAUCGGAAUUUUCAGUAUAUUUACUGACGCAUCAAAGCACUUUGGAAAGUAAAAAGUUUUGCGGAUUUGGCUAACGGCAUGAGGGGCUGUCUUCUCCAGCUCUUCUGUUCAUAUGUUGUAGGGGGCACUGUCUUCCAAGAACUUCUUCAGUGCUUUUGCCCAAAUCCUACUUCAUUCACUUAUGCAAGUGGGACUCCCAAUAGGCUGUACUUCCUAGUGAGACGGGCCUUUGAGGGGGGUUGCCAUUGAACCACACCUGGCGUUUGCACCCUGGGGUUUUCAAGUUGAGAGACGUUCAGAGGUAGUUUGCCAUUGCUUGCCUCUACAUAGUGACCCUGGACUGCCUCGGGGGUUUCCCAUCCAAAUACAAACCCAGGCUGACCUCCCUUAACUUCCAGGAUCUGAAAAGAUCGGGCUGUCCAGGUCAGGGAUCAAUGAGAGUAGUUAUCCACAAAGAUGCUAGUAGUGAUUGGCAUGCAUUCCUCUAUAAUGACUGAAAAGCAGUGUUUUCUUGCAUUUGUUGCUGCAAGUUAUUUCCAUGCCAAAAAAAAGACCCUUUUUAGUGAUGGGAUCUUGCACUUAUGAUAUCUGCUUAGGAAUUUUUAGCAGAGCAGAAUAAGACUGUGGAUGGUGACACGAGUUUUGUUUCAACCUUCAGAUGCAGCUGUCCAAAUCUGCAGUAUGCUGUAUUUUUUUUCUAUUUAUUCCUAACAGAGUAACUCUAUAUUUGUUCUGCUCUACUGUAUAUUAUUGUACAGAUAUUUCUACGGUAUUCUGCCUUAAAAAAUAUGCAAGUUACAGCUCUCUGCUUAGGGGGUGCGCGGGUGGGAAGAAGACAAAAUGAGGCAAACCAAAGUACGGAAGCCUUGGAUAGGGACAGCAAAAGUUUUAAAGUUUUAAACCAGGGGUCUGCAACC